GAAGCUAUGAUGACGAAAGUUGAGCUCAUUUAUCGUCUGUUGUGUCUGGAGGUUGAGUCAAUAUUCGGCAUAUCCUAAAAAAAUGCAUUGUGUGCAUUGUCCGGUUUUAUUCUCUUCGUGAAGUUUUGUUUCAGUUGACGUUUCCGGCCGGAAGUUACGGAGGCGUCCAGUGUUAGCUUAGUUUGUUAGCUUAGCCUGUUAGCUGGAAGCAGACUGUACUGAGGAACAGUGGGAAUCAGAGACACUUUGACACUUUGAUGGAGAACAGACUGUGCUUCUGGUGGAGUUUAAGGAGAUAAAGGUUUUUUGCAGUGAUUAUGUAAAAACCUCAGAGGGUCUCAACGUUGAAGACAACAGAGAUGGAGGAACCAACAUACAGUGAUGACGUCCAGCAGCUGCUGGUGUUCAGGAAGGAGGACCCACAGGUUAAAGAGGAACAGGAUGAGGCUGAGAUCACAGAGUUUGUUUUCAAUCCUAUAGAGAACAAAGAUGAUGAAGACUUAUCUCAGGCUUUGGAGCUUCAUCACAGCCAGACUGAAGAGAACAGGGAGCAUGGGGCACCAAAUUUGCAGUCAGAUAACAAAGACAAACCUCCAGAGUCCUCAAAGAAAGAGGUCAUUGAGGAAGACUGUGGGGAGAGCAAUGGAUCUUCAUCGGGUGAUGUAAAUGCUAAGAAGUUUUACAGCUGCUCUGAAUGUGGGAAAACCUUCAACAGCAGGCCGUGUCUGGUAAGACACAGCAGAAUCCACUCUGAAGAAAAGCCCUUCAGUUGCUCCUUCUGUGAACAAAAAUUUAGCAGGAGGGAAAGUGUCACUCGGCACAUGAGGUGUCACACCGAGGAAAAACCUUUCAGCUGCUCGGUUUGUGGACAAAGGUUCAGCAGGAAGGAGAGUCUAACCUAUCACAUGACCUACCACACUAAGGAAAAACCUCACAGCUGCUCCGUCUGUAACAAAGCUUUCACUUCAAAAAGAAAUUUGAUGGAGCACGGGAGAAUCCACACGGACGAAAGACCGUUCAGCUGUUCCAUCUGUAAGGCGACGUUUAAGCGGAAAUACACGCUAGUGGAACACACUAGAAGUCACACUGGACAGAAGCCGUACCGCUGCUCGGUCUGCAGCCAGAGCUUCAGUCACGGCAUAAGUCUAACUCGUCACAUGAGGUGUCACACAGGACAGAAACCUUACAGCUGCUCCAUCUGUAAGGCUGCUUUCAAACUGAAAAACGCUCUGAUGGAGCACACAAGAAUCCACACAGGAGAGAAACCCUUCAGCUGCUCAGUUUGUAAAGCCGCAUUCAGGAGGAACCAGGAUGUUGUGAAGCACACAAAGAUCCAUGCAGGUUUCCAGCAGCUGUUGGUGAUCAAAGUGGAGCCUUCCCCUGAGGAGAACAACUGGACUCCCAGACCGGACCAGGACCGCUCCAACCCUCCACAAAUUAAGGAGGAACAGGAGGAGACUGAGAUAGAAGAGCUCAGAGCACCAACCGUCCCUGUAAAGAGCAAUGAUGAUAAAAAGAAACUGCAGUCAUCACAAAUUCAUCACAACCAACCUGAGAAGAGCAGAGACUUUGUGAGCUUAGAACCGAGUCUAGAUCCUCAUUUAGAGUCAUCCAAAAACAAAGAGUCCGGUUUAAACUCUCUAAAGAACGGCUCUGUUAGUGAAACAACAUGCGACAGAGGUAAGAAGUUACACAGCUGCUCCGAGUGCAGUAAAACCUUUAACCACCGGGCGGAUCUGUCGAGACACAACCGAGUCCACACGGGAGAGCGACCCUUCAAAUGUUCUGUUUGUAACGCAGCGUUUAGAAGAAAGUACACGUUGGCAGAACACACGAGGACCCACACUGGAGAGAAGCCGUACAGCUGCUCCCUCUGCGAGCAAAGCUUUGGCCGCAAGUCCAGCCUGACCUGUCACAUGAGCUGUCACACGGGAGAAAUACCUCUCCACUGUUCGGUUUGUGGACUGGAGUUUCGGGAUAAACGGGACCUUGUGGAACACACGAAAACCCACACAUGGAAAAGAUACAUGCUGAACAGGAUGGGUUUGGCCAGAGGAAAUCUUUCCUCUUCUGGCUGUGAAAUCAGGAGUUUGAGAAGAGCCAAACUGGGAAGGUGAGAUGACUGGGUGAAAGCAUCUCUAAAACGUCAGCCCUGCCUGGUGGUUCCCAGUCUGAAGUGGUCAUCAGUAAAAUGUGGUGUAAGGAAGGAACGAGUGAUCUCCUGUUGGUAGAUAUUAUUUAUUGGAGUCUCAUAACCCCUCUUCUUUACAGUAGACUGAAGUAGAUUAGAUGAAAAUAACUUUAAACCAUCAGUUGUCAGAAUGGGAACAAAAUGUCCCAUGGCAGACAGCUCCUCUUCUUACCCUAAGAACGGUGAAGGGGUGAAAGGAGCAGCACCCAGUGAUCUCCAGCAGAAAACUCGCUGCUCCUUCAUAAGAAAAAUGACAAAUUUUUCCUACAUUACACAUUUGGGUGUUUUAUAACAUGUUACAUGAAACGUAAAGCUGCUAAAUCCCUGUACCUAUAAAAACCUUUUUAUCCAAGUAGAGAUGGGCAACAUGGACCUAAAUAUUUAGCACAAUAUCUUGUGCUAUUUAUUGCAUUGAUCACAUGAGGGACCUCCAGACAUGCUUGAGCCUCACAAACACAAACGAUGGUCUGAGAAUUAAAUGUUCCCAUCAUCAAACAGUACCUCAAAGCACCAGCUACAUUAACUGAUUAUAUUUGGAAGCAUAGAUGCUGCAUUCAUGCAUGCUUUCUUGUGGGAUAAAGCCUCACCUUCUAAGAACUUAUGUUUGAGUUCCUCUGUCAGGUUUAUGUUGCUGGUUGCUGAUUGGCUGAGCUCCAUGAUUGGUCGCUCAGGACUGUCUGCCCACUGAGGACAAAUUAAAGCUUUCUCUUUGGUCUCUGAUUGCACUUCCCUCAUCCAAUCAGGGAAGACUUCGGGCACUGGGCAUGGCUGUGAUUAAUUCAUUAAUUAAUUUAGUCUAGACCCAGCAUUAGUCCAUCCUUACUGCUGUGUCCAGUGUUUUUCAUCUCUGAGGCAUGUUAACAGCUGUUUUCAGUUAGUCGUGUACAUUUCUACAACUACCUUUAAAUUAACUAGUUAAAAAAAUAGUUUUUCUUUUAUGAAGCUCACGACUCAGCAAACCAGAGUUGGUAAUUUCAUUUUCAUCUUGGAUUUAGUAGAUUUAGACUUGUGUUUUUUACUUAAAAUUUCCUUUUUUGAUUGUUAACCUACCUUUUUCUUCUGUUUUCUGAUUAAUCAAGUUUUAAUGAACCAGUUUCAUAUUUUCUUUAUUAUUUCAAUUAGGUGUAAUGCAGCCUCCUCUUCUUCCUCCCUGAUCUGGGUCAAAUAUUUGAGAAUAAAGAUUUGAAGACCACUGUUUUAUCAAAAACUUUGCA
This is a messenger RNA of Girardinichthys multiradiatus, 3405 nucleotides long. RefSeq names its product oocyte zinc finger protein XlCOF28-like. Gene Ontology annotation, biological process: regulation of transcription by RNA polymerase II. The transcript has 4 exons. Lineage: Eukaryota; Metazoa; Chordata; Actinopteri; Cyprinodontiformes; Goodeidae. Gene Ontology annotation, molecular function: DNA-binding transcription factor activity, RNA polymerase II-specific; RNA polymerase II cis-regulatory region sequence-specific DNA binding. Bases 360 to 2117 code for a protein of 585 amino acids. Gene Ontology annotation, cellular component: nucleus. The record is from RefSeq and is a predicted model, not a curated record.